Molecule: messenger RNA, 2071 nt
Organism: Pseudogymnoascus verrucosus
Lineage: Eukaryota; Fungi; Ascomycota; Leotiomycetes; Thelebolales; Thelebolaceae
Exons: 5
Coding region: 274-1881 (535 amino acids)
Biological process (GO): amino acid transport; transmembrane transport
Cellular component (GO): membrane
Molecular function (GO): transmembrane transporter activity
Source: RefSeq, a predicted model, not a curated record
GUUCUAGUUCGUGUUUGCCCAUGUGUUGUGGUGUUACUCUAUCGUAAUGGAGUUGCCAUGUGCUGAUGGGGUGUGGAGUAACGUAACCUACUGUACCAUCCAUGCAUGGAAAACCAAAUUACUCCAACGCCGACACCCCUCUCGUUCUCGAUCUCCAAUUCCUCUUCUUCUUCUUCAUAACACCAACGUCGCUCUUUCUCUGUUUACUCGGAUUGGCGUCGAUACUGCAUAUACUAUAACAGCCACUAUUGAUCUGAUUGACUCUGGUCGCCGAUGUCACUAAGCGAGAAGCAGCAGGAUACGAAGGGGGAAGCCGUCUUUGAGACUGAGGGCUCCUCCCCGCCCCUUGAGCAGCCAAAUGCCUCUCUUGAACAGCCAAAUGCCGGGCUCAUCAAUGCCUCUGGCCAUGUCCAGGAGCUCCAGCGACACUUUUCGCUGCUGAGUCUCUGCUCUGUCGCUAUCACGACGGGAAAUACUUGGGUAGCAAUUGGCGGUGGUAUUGUCAUUGCGAUUUAUAAUGGAGGGCCUCCGGGCGUUAUUUACGAAUUAAUUACCGUGUCUGUCUUUUACUGGCUUAUUGCGCUAUCAAUUGCAGAGCUGGCUUCUGCUAUGCCAUCUUCCAGUGGAGUUUAUCACUGGGCAUCCAUCACUGCUGGAAAGUAUGGACGUCCUUGUGGCUACUUCGCCGGGUGGUGGAACUUCCUAGCAUGGGUCUUUGGAGCCGCCUCUAUCUCCUCCAUCUUGGCUAACCAGACGGUUUCUAUGUACGCUCUCUUUCACCCAGAGUUCGUCGCAAAGUCAUGGCACGUCUUCAUCAGCUACCUCAUCUGCACAUGGCUGUGCUGUCUCACUGUCAUGUUUGGGAACAAGGCUCUGCCAAUGGUGGGCAACCUGGGAGGCUUCCUCAUCAUCGCCGGCGUCCUCAUUUGUAUCAUCGUGUGCGUCGUGAUGCCAAAGGUUAACGGACUGCCUUACGCAUCUGAUGACUUUGUGUGGAGGGAGUGGCAAAACCUUACUGGCUACAAGGAGAAUGGAUUCGUCUUCGUGGCUGGUAUGCUCAACGGUGCUUUCGCCGUUGGUUCGCCAGAUUGCGUUACCCAUCUCGCCGAGGAGAUUCCCAACCCGAGUCGCAAUAUCCCCAAGGCUAUGUUCGCCCAAUACUCCAUCGGGUUCAUCACGGCGUUGUUCUACAUCAUUGCCCUCUUCUACUCCAUCCAGGACCUCGACGCAAUCUUUGAGGCAACCUCGACCUUCCCGCUGGCCUACAUCUACCGUCAAGCCACAGGAAGCAACCCCGGAGCUGUUGGUCUUCUUGUCGUGACCUUCCUGCCCACCUUCAUCACCUGUAUCGGUUGCUACAUCACUGCCGGACGAACUUUCUGGACGCUCUCCCGCGACAACGCAACCCCUUACAGCAAGGUUUUCGCAAAGGUACACCCCACCUUCCAGAACCCUUUCAACGCAACUCUCAUGUGCGGUGUCAUCAACACCAUUAUGGGCUGCAUCUACGUCGGAUCUGAGGCCGCCUUCAACGCCUUCGUCGGGGCAUACAUCAUUCUAUCAACCCUCUCAUUCCUUUGUGCUAUCUUGCCGCAUCUACUCAGUGGCCGCAGCAUCGUUAAACCCGGCUGGUUCUGGAUGAAGGGGCCCAUUGGGUUUGUUGUCAACGGCAUCGCUUGCCUGUACAUUAUCGCAUUCAUUGUCAUCUUCUGCAUCCCCUAUGGCGCGCCAUUCAGCAUCGAUGUCAUGAACUGGUCGUCGCUUAUCACGGGCGGAUUGUCGGUGUUUAUCGCCGGCUUCUGGUUCUGGCGUCAAAGCGAGUACAUCGGCCCGCAGGCUGUGGCGUUGGAUGACAAGGUGCUUGCGAAGGAUGCAGCAUAAGGGGGAGGGAGGAUACGAGGUGUUUUGGUAUUGGUGUAUGAGCGAUAGCGAAUUGGGUGCAAGACUAGAUAGACUAAAUUAGACUGUAUAUAUGCAUAGCGCAUGAACUUAUUUGUAAAAGUUACACCACGUAGGGUGGUAUUUAGCCAUUUAAUACAAUAAUAUGCAGCGGGCUACGUGUAAGAUAGAC